Fusarium odoratissimum NRRL 54006 is the source of this 1374-nucleotide messenger RNA. RefSeq lists its product as uncharacterized. The record is from RefSeq and is a predicted model, not a curated record. The transcript has 2 exons. Bases 368 to 1135 code for a protein of 255 amino acids. NCBI's taxonomy places the organism in Eukaryota, Fungi, Ascomycota, Sordariomycetes, Hypocreales, Nectriaceae.
UCCAUCCAUCCAUGACUGGGGCUGCAAAAGCUGCCCCUCAUCCAGCCAGUUCACCAACUGGUCUAGCGCCUGACAGGGUAGACCCCACCAUAUAUCACUGGAUGAGCUACUACUCACCUCCAAUAUAGGACCUUUAGGAUAUACCACGACGUCUGGCAGUCCCAUCAUAUGAAAUCCAUCCAUGUUUACCUAUAUACCUGACACGUUGACUUGCCCUACGCCCAGCGAGAGUAUAGGCACUUUGCCAGUUCGUCUCAACAAUCUAUAACAGCUCCUUAAAGACUCACUACCCUGUACUCACCGCUUUGCAUCCUCUGGACAUUGCUCUCAAGUAAUUCUACCUUUCCAAUCAAGCUCACAACAAAGGAUGAAGCGCUCACGAGAGCUCGAAGAAGAGUUAGAUUCCGAUUCUGAACAGACGAACCCGGGACCGUCCCUACGUCCAGUGUCAAAAGUGACUCAGCUUGAAUUCGCCAUCGACGACGAAGAGGAUACCAUAGCCAUGAGAUGCAACUUGCCUCCGCACAGAGAGCCUCUGGCCUUCAGGUCCUACGACGAAUACGAGGUCCAUUACAACAAGUCUCAUACUAACAGGUGUCUUGAAUGCCACAAGAACUUCCCAAGCGAACAUCUGCUCAACGUCCACAUUGAAGAAUACCACGACCCUUUAGUAACUGUAAAGCGGGAACAAGGCGAGCAUACUUACUCGUGCUUUGUCGAGGGAUGUGAGCGUAAGUGCAUGACACAUCAGAAGAGGCGUAUGCAUCUCAUCGACAAGCACAUGUAUCCAAAGAACUUCUUCUUCGCCGUCACCAGAGACGGUAUUGACGGUAGGCGGUCCCUGCUAAAUGAUGGCAGUCAUCAUCGCCGCCGGUCAUCGACCAACUCGCAAGCUAUCAAGAACUCUCGACGUCGCGCUAGUCUCAUGGAGGGCGAGAAUGUCUCUUCACAGCCGGAGGUCAAAUCAAAAGAGUCACCAAAGUCACCAGCGGUGAAGAACGUGGAAAACAAGCAGGAAAAGGACAAGCCAGCGGACACAGAGAUGGCAGAUCUUACAGGUGCCAUGUCGUCACUAUCCUUUGUCCCACCGAGUGUCCGGUUUGGACGUGGAAGAGCUGGCUUUUCCAAAAGAUGAAGUAAAUAUGAAGUUUCAGACUGGGUAGGAGUAUCAGCACACUUUUGGUAAACACAUGAUGCGGCCAAUGAAAGGAUUUUCUACCUCAUCGCGUCGAUAUGUAUCGCUUUUGCCUCGAAUCGUUAUCGAUGCGUAUUGAUGAAUUAUUUAUACGCCCAACGCCGUCUCUUCCUUUGAACUUGCAGGUGUUUCCUCCAUCUAGGUCGCCUUCAUAUUCGCGCUUGUCGUGUCUAGUCGCU